AUGCUGGUGGUGCCCAGGGCGGGGCGGGCGGGGCCGGCCGGAAAGGGCAAAGUGGGGCGGCUGCCGCGGAUCGGGCAGCCGGCGGUGGACGGGGCGACGGAGAGGGCGCUGUCAACGGAGCUGAUCUUUCACGUGGAGAUCGAUGCGUGGGACAGGAUGAAAGGAGGCCAGCCCAAGGGGCCACAGGGCGAGGCGGCGCCAACCGCAUUCCUUCAAGUCCUGAGGCAGUGGGAUAGUGCCGCCAACGACUUCUGCAUUCAGGUCCUGAAAGACGUCCAGGAGGUGAAGAGCAACCUGGCCUUUGGCGCGUCCAACUGGAGCCCAAGGGCUGUGGGGGACGCUCUUGCAGCCAUGGGAUACAAGGUCUGCCUGAGGAUUGCUGUUGGCGGCAGGGAUAACACCCUCUUCCAAGAACUUCACCAUGAAUUCCUGGUGGUGUGCUUGGAGGGAUCUGAUGAAGGGGAGGAGGAUGCUGAGGUUGUCGUUGAGCUGAACCUCCGGGAUCAGUUCAGGGUACUGAACCCCACACUGCGCUACUCGCAGAUUGUGGAUGCGAUCCCAGAGGAGUACGUCGGGCCAGCGCACAAGUUGAGCGACCUGGUGGAGCUUUUAUGCCAAGAGAUGGCAUCCUCGUUUCGCUGCAUGGGCACCACGCUGCCUCCCUGGAGGCGCCACCAAAGCAUGAUUUCAAGGUGGCGCCCCAAGGUCUACAGGGAUGUGCGCCUGGACUCCAGAGUGUUCCGGACUGUGGAAGUGGAACAUGAGUCUACUGUCAACGAUGGGCCCACCAGCAAAGAUGGAGACGGGGCACAGGAAUCCUCAAAGGCCUGA
This is a messenger RNA of Ostreobium quekettii, 831 nucleotides long. The record is from the annotation of a GenBank genome assembly. Lineage: Eukaryota; Viridiplantae; Chlorophyta; Ulvophyceae; Bryopsidales; Ostreobiaceae.